GCGGUCCCGCCGCCGCUCGCCGACGCACGCGCACACACAAUAAAGAUGGCGGUAAACACGUUAAGUAAAUUAUUGCUGUUGUUCGUCACCGCGCAUUAUGGAUCUGCAGGAGACAUACACAGAUCUCCGCGUCAGGCGCCGGGGAGCAUCUUCAACGUGGGCAACGGUGAGCCUUGCCUAGGUUCGGAUCGGUCCACUGGUGGCGUGUGCCUUGCGCGCAACCAGUGCAAUACGCAGGGCGGGAAGGCCAUCGGCUUCUGCGGCGUCUUCGCAACUUGCUGCUCGCUUAACGCGUGUGACAUCCGCACAAACACAAAGGUAGCCGUGUUCAUCAACCCGCCGCUGAACCGAGAGUCCUCAGGUCUGGAAUGCUCCUAUAACGUCGAGAUCAACAAUAACAAUGUCUGUCAGCUCCGAAUUGACUUCGAAACUUUCAACCUGGCGCCACCUACCACGAUCGAUGCUGUUGAGAAUGUAACCCAACGUCCGGGCUACACGUGCAGAAACGACAUCUUCCAAGUGACCAACCUGCAGGCCAACUCCGACAUGAUCCCUUCACUGUGCGGUGACAACAGCGGACAGCACAUGUACAUCCGAGUAAACGCGUCGAUCAACAGCAGGUCUAUCAGGAUCAACUUUAAGAUCGCGGACCGCAGCACGCAGCCGAACCUGCCGCAGGCCACGUGGAAGAUCAAGGUCACACAGCUCGAGUGUUUCAACACUUUAGGUAAGUAUCGCGAUGGUAUCUUCGAAGCGAUCACCUCUUCCCUGCCAUCAACCCCAUUGAGUUCCUCGGCUGACAGAGACGAAUACAUGAUUGCACCUCCCGGCUGCCUGCAGUACUACCCGGACCGGUCGGGCUCGUUCGAGUCGUUCAACUACAACCGCGGCGCCGGCCCUUACAUCGCCAACCUAGCCUACGCCACCUGCUUCAAGCGAACUCCUGACGUCUGCGGUGUUAAACUAACAUCAGCGAGUUACGACAUGGCGUACCGCGAGGAGAAUAACCUUUACGUGGACACGGAUUGUCAGAUCAACCCGGUAACAGCCGGCGUGUCGCAAUCCGAGGACUACUUGUUCAUCCCGGAGGCUGAGACCGCUGACGGGUUGAGAGGGUCCAAAUUCUGCGGCACGAGUGCUGCUAACCAAAUUAUUGCUUCUACUCCUCCGGGACCGCUGUAUGUGCACUUCCACAGCGACAACCUGGUGACGGACGACAUCCCGGAGUCCGGCUACCGGUUCAACUACAAUGUACUCAACAACUGCUAUCUCAAGAAGUGAUCUCUCCUCUAACGAUAAUAUGUACAUAUGAAGCGAAUUGUACGCGUUUGCUCCAUAUUUUUCUGCUUAUUUUUUUACAUCCGUCAUAUCUUUUUGCAACAAAUAUGGCUUGGUAUGUUAACAUCAAUACUCAAUAGAUGAUAUGUAGGUAGUCAUUGGCGUAACUACGGAUUUCCUAGGGAGGCAGCUAGCGGGAGCAAAACCAACCCCCCUGCCUUCUCUCCAGCUACGCCCAUAGGUAAAGGUUUAUAAUUGCUGGGAAUUACGAGAUUUAAUAUCUUAUAGCAUAGUAUGUGGCAAGCUACUUACUACUAAUUGCUUUUUAAUUAUCUACAGUACGGUUUAAAAAAGAUGAAGAAACAACUGUGUCGGAUUAUGAAGAGUCAACGGGGAUAUUUUAAAGAUUCGUGCAAGAACUAUUCAAAAGAACAAGUUUUUAAAUAAUUCGCUUCAUCUGAACAAGUAAUAUUAUAGUAUUUAUUUUCAAUCUUCAGAGCUUACUUUA
Messenger RNA from Manduca sexta (tobacco hornworm), 1786 nucleotides. RefSeq lists its product as uncharacterized. NCBI's taxonomy places the organism in Eukaryota, Metazoa, Arthropoda, Insecta, Lepidoptera, Sphingidae. The transcript is spliced from 10 exons. The record is from RefSeq and is a predicted model, not a curated record. The coding region runs from base 46 to 1281 and encodes 411 amino acids.